AUGUCUGAUGAUGGAUCUAAUGUGAAUGCUGAGACAACUUCAAAAAUCUCUGAAGGUGUUGUACUUCGUGAACACAGUAAUGAGAACCUGCUAAAGUUUGACACACAUGAUAAGUAUUCAACAACGUCUGCCAUGAAGAAGUUGAUCAUGAAGGAACUUCCUCCACCCAAGACAAAUGCUCCCCCAGAGCCAUUAUUCAACGGUCUUUUGCGUAUGGGCAAGAAUCCCAAUACCCCACUCUUAUUUAUGGCUUUUCAAACACCCGAAGAUAGUGCCGCUGCGGCGGAGCUCCUUCGCGGUAUGCAGUUCCGCGGUAAGAAGCAAUGGCGUGAAGUGCCGGUAACGCAGCGGGAUCUGCAACUCACACAUAAGGGCGCCAGUAAAAAGCGGCCGCGUGAGGAGGUGGCUGCGGGGCAAAGUAAAGUAUCGCAGUGGGAGGGAUACAGCAUGGAGGAACAACUCACACGGAAGAAAGAACAUUGCAUGCAGGUAACACGAGUAAUUGCUCCCACCAAUGUACCGAAAGAGCAAGUUUUUACAGGCAUUCACCCCAGCCCACAACAGUGUGGUUAUCGCAAUCAUGUUCAGCUAUCGUUUGGCUAUACAGAAAGUGGAAAACCUUCUAUUGGUUUUCUCAAGGGUGCUAUGGUUGAGGGAACUUGUGCUAUUGACUCAGUAUUGGAGAAAGAUAUAAUAACGAUGCACCCACUCGCCAAGGUGGUGGCAUCUGCUGUGUUGUCAGUCUAUGAUGAAUUCGCAUCACCUGAAAAGGGUGGUUUGGAAGUGUUUGAUAAGAUGAAACAGCGGGGAUUCUGGCGAAAGCUUCAGGUACGUCAUAAUGUACUUGGUGAAGUCAUGAUAGAUAUGGAACUUGAUAUUGAAAGUAUCGAUACCACAUUGGCGAAUCUUGUUAAAGAGCGAUUGUCAUCUGUGCUACAAUCUGAUACAUUAAAAGAAGAUCUUCGCAAGGAGUAUGGGAAAGAUACUGCUUCUGUGGUUAGUGCACAGUAUCAUCAUGGUACUGGAAUUAGCACACUACCACCAGAUUUACCACGUCAUACUCUUUUUGGCACCUCUACACUCACGGAACACCUUUCGGGACUUCAGUUUGAACUAAGUCCCACCUCAUUCUUUCAGGUAAAUACACCAGGGAUGGAGUUACUACUACGUGAAACGGUGGCCCUGGCAGAACUUACACCGUCAACAACACUCCUUGAUCUUUGUUGUGGCACAGGAACUAUAGGAAUUACACUAGCCAGGUACGUGAAACGUGUGAUUGGAAUUGAAUUAGUGGAGUCGGCAGUACGGGAUGCAAAGUUGAACAGUGAACGUAAUAAUGUAAACAACACUACAUUUUACUGCGGUCGUGUGGAACAGCUUUUGCCCGAUAUCCUUAAUGCGUUGCCGAAUGAGGAUAAAAAAGAUAUUGUGGUUAUUUUAGAUCCUCCUCGUGCUGGUGUAACUCCAACUGUGUUGAAGUGGAUACGUGGAACUCCCACCAUUCGGCGUGUUGUGUACAUCUCAUGUGAACAAAAGGCACUGGAGCGGGACUGUCCUGCACUGACGAAGCCUUCCACAAAGGCAUACCGUGGAAUGCCGUUUGAUGUGACGGCAGCCUUCGCCGUGGAUCUUUUUCCACACACACCACACGUAGAGAUGGUGGCUGUGCUGGUACGCCGUGAAGAAGAAGAAGAAGAAGAAAAAGAAAAAGAAAAAGAAGGAAAAGAGAACAACAACACUAAUGAAUGA
Molecule: messenger RNA, 1749 nt
Organism: Trypanosoma theileri
Lineage: Eukaryota; Euglenozoa; Kinetoplastea; Trypanosomatida; Trypanosomatidae
Product: tRNA (uracil-5-)-methyltransferase
Exons: 1
Coding region: 1-1749 (582 amino acids)
Biological process (GO): RNA processing
Molecular function (GO): RNA methyltransferase activity
Source: RefSeq, a predicted model, not a curated record